AGAGAGAGAGCGCGCGCAAGCCCCAAAGUGAGCGAGAUGUCCCUGUGGGGAGCAGUCCCCCUGCACCCCAGAGCAAGGAGGACGCAGGGGUCAGAGGUGGCUGCAGGGCCAGUAGGGGAGGCACCUGUGGAGGGUGGAGGGCUGGUGGCCCAGGGACCGUCAGGAAGGGAGGCCAGCUGGUGACCCGAGAGCCCAGAGGCAUCUGGGGCCGUGGGUGAGAGCCCGGAAGAGUUCAGCCAUGCCACACAGCUCCGACAGCAGCGACUCCAGCUUCAGCCGCUCUCCUCCCCCUGGCAAGCAGGACUCCUCUGACGAUGUAAGAAAAGUUCAGAGAAGAGAGAAAAAUCGCAUUGCAGCUCAGAAGAGCCGACAGAGGCAGACACAGAAAGCUGACACCCUGCACUUGGAGAGUGAGGACCUGGAGAAGCAGAACGCAGCUCUGCGCAAGGAGAUCAAGCAGCUCACGGAGGAGAUGAAGUAUUUCACGUCGGUGCUGAGCAGCCACGAGCCCCUUUGCUCGGUGCUGGCCACCGGCACCCCCUCGCCCCCCGAGGUGGUCUACAGCGCCCAUGCCUUCCACCAGCCUCACGUCAGCUCCCCGCGCUUCCAGCCCUGAGCUUCCGGACCAGGGGAGAGCACAGCUCCCCACCCCUGAUGUCCGCAGGCCUCAGGAGGGACACCCGGACUGUGGCGAGGCUGCCCUUGUCCCUCAGAGCCAACUCUCCACCUGGAGACCCAGUGACAGAGCCCCAGGCGGGGACUGGACACAAGGACAGAGGGGUGAGAGGCCUCCCAGCAGGUGGCAGCCAGCCUGUGUGUGCUGGACCUCCAAGCGGGUGGAGGCCCGAGGCAGUGAUGAAAAGGAAG
Molecule: messenger RNA, 867 nt
Organism: Urocitellus parryii (Arctic ground squirrel)
Lineage: Eukaryota; Metazoa; Chordata; Mammalia; Rodentia; Sciuridae
Gene: Batf
Product: basic leucine zipper ATF-like transcription factor
Biological process (GO): regulation of transcription by RNA polymerase II
Cellular component (GO): nucleus
Molecular function (GO): DNA-binding transcription factor activity, RNA polymerase II-specific; RNA polymerase II cis-regulatory region sequence-specific DNA binding
Source: RefSeq, a predicted model, not a curated record